AUGGCUUUUCUCUUUUUUUUCUUCUUUUUUUUCCUAUUUUCUCUCUCUCCUCCCACCCAACUGAUUUUCUUGCCUCACUCUCCUCCCACCCAACUGAUUUUCUUGCCUCACUCUCCUCCCACCCAACUGAUUUUCUUGCCUCACUCUCCUCCCACCCAACUGAUAUUUUUGUCUCUCUUUCUUCCCACCCUACUGAUUUUCUUGUCUCUUGUUUCUCUCUCCUCACCACUCAAUUGGGUUUUCUUGUCUCUCUUUCCUUCUCUCCUCACUCUUAUGUUUUUCUUGUUUCUUUUUGUCUUCCCUUCCACAUCUGGCUUUCUUGUCUCCCCUUACCCUGCUGGCUUUCUUGUCUUGAUCUCUCACCCCUCAAUCCAUAAUUUUUUCUAUCUCUCUCCCAUUAUUUUGCUCUCUCUUACCACCACUUUUCCCCCUAAUCUUCUCUCCCUCUCCACCUGCUACUUUGUCCUCUUUCAUUUCCCUUACUCAUUUUCAGUUAUUUUUUUUAAUUCAAUUCUUUCCUUCUCCUCUCACCCUUCACCUCUUCUCUCUCACCAUCAACCUCCUCUUCUCUCUCACCAUCAACCUCCUCUUCUCUCUCACCAUCAACCUCCUCACCCAUCAACCUCCUCUCUCACCAUCAACCUCCUCUUCUCUCUCACCAUCAACCUCCUCUUCUCUCUCACCAUCAACCUCCUCUUCUCUCUCACCAUCAACCUCCUCUUCUCUCUCACCAUCAACCUCCUCUUCUCUCUCACCAUCAACCUCCUCUUCUCUCCUCAUCAACCUCCUCUUCAUCAACCAUCAACCUUUCUCUCUCAUCACCAUCUUUCACCAUCUUUCUCUUUUUAUCCGUACUUGUCUCUCCUUUGCAAUUUCAUUCUUGUCUGCAAUCUGUUCUCUCUUAUUUCUCAUCUUCCUUUCACAGCCAUUUGUUUGGUUUCAGGUCAUCCUUUUCAAGUGUUUCUUUUAAAAAUGGAACUUUCAAAUCCUGUGCUUGACCACUGGUCAUCUUUGUCUCUGCUUAUUUCCUUUUACGUUCCACCCACUUAUUUACUCUUUUCAUCUUUCUUACUUAACUUUUGA
This is a messenger RNA of Acanthosepion pharaonis, 1083 nucleotides long. The record is from the annotation of a GenBank genome assembly. Lineage: Eukaryota; Metazoa; Mollusca; Cephalopoda; Sepiida; Sepiidae.